CGGCUGGCUCAGCCUGCGCGUGGCCGCCUCGCUCGCUCCCAGCUCCGCCGGCGGCCGCGGGUCCGGACAGCUGCGCCGGCGGCCCGUGGCGGAGACAGGCGCCGACCCGAGGCCCCCGGCCCGCGCGGCCUUAGGUGUGUCAUUUCUCCAGGUACUUCAUGGUAUCCUCCCCUGCGCUCUCCACGCCUCUGCUCCACACAGCUCCUGAGACAUGGGAGAGAACGAGGACGAGAAGCAGGCCCAGGCUGGGCAGAUCUUUGAGAACUUUGUCCAGGCUUCCACAUGCAAAGGUACCCUGCAGGCCUUCAACAUCCUCGUACGUCAGCUGGACCUGGAUCCUCUGGAUCAUAGAAACUUCUAUUCGAAACUCAAGUCCAAGGUGACCACCUGGAAGGCCAAAGCCCUGUGGUACAAACUGGACAAGCGGGGCUCCCACAAAGAAUAUAAACGAGGAAAGUCAUGCAUGAACACCAAGUGUCUCAUCAUUGGGGGUGGACCGUGUGGCUUGCGAACCGCCAUUGAGCUUGCCUUCCUGGGGGCCAAAGUGGUCGUGGUGGAAAAGAGGGACACCUUCUCCCGGAACAAUGUGCUGCACCUCUGGCCAUUCACCAUCCACGACCUGCGGGGCCUGGGAGCCAAGAAGUUCUACGGAAAGUUCUGCGCUGGCUCCAUUGACCACAUCAGUAUUCGCCAGCUGCAGUUAAUCCUGUUCAAGGUGGCAUUGAUGCUGGGUGUGGAAAUCCACGUGAAUGUGGAGUUUGUGAAGGUUCUUGAGCCUCCCGAAGACCAAGAAAACCAAAAGAUUGGUUGGCGGGCAGAAUUCCUCCCUGCAGACCACGCUCUUUCUGACUUUGAAUUUGAUGUCAUCAUUGGCGCUGAUGGCCGCAGGAACACGCUGGAAGGAUUCAGAAGAAAGGAAUUCCGUGGGAAGCUAGCCAUUGCGAUUACUGCCAACUUCAUCAACAGAAACAGUACAGCUGAGGCCAAGGUAGAAGAGAUCAGUGGUGUGGCUUUCAUCUUCAACCAGAAGUUUUUUCAGGAUCUGAAAGAAGAAACAGGGAUUGAUCUCGAGAACAUUGUUUACUACAAGGACUCCACCCACUACUUUGUCAUGACUGCCAAGAAGCAGAGCCUGCUCGACAAAGGGGUCAUUAUUGAGGACUACACCGACACAGAGAUGCUGCUGUGUGCAGAGAAUGUGAACCAGGACAACCUGCUGUCCUAUGCCCGGGAAGCCGCAGACUUCGCCACCAAUUACCAGCUGCCCUCUUUGGACUUCGCCAUGAACCACUAUGGGCAGCCUGAUGUGGCCAUGUUCGAUUUCACCUCCAUGUACGCCUCGGAGAAUGCAGCCCUGGUGCGCGAGCGCCAGGCCCACCAUCUGCUCGUGGCCCUGGUGGGCGACAGCUUGCUUGAGCCAUUUUGGCCUAUGGGUACAGGUUGUGCCCGUGGCUUCCUGGCAGCCUUUGACACGGCAUGGAUGGUGAAGAACUGGGACCAGGGAACCCCACCUCUGGAGCUGCUGGCUGAAAGGGAAAGUCUGUACCGGCUGUUACCUCAAACCACCCCAGAGAACAUCAACAAGAACUUUGAGCAAUACACACUGGACCCAGGGACGCGCUACCCAAACCUCAACUCAAAUUGUGUCAGGCCCCAUCAGGUAAAGCACCUGUACAUCACAAAGGAGCUGGACCACCACCCUCUUGAGAGACUGAGCUCCAUGCGGAGAACAGUUGGCCUCUCCAGGCGAGAGUCCGACAUCCGGCCCAGCAAGCUCCUAACGUGGUGCCAACAGCAGACGGAGGGCUAUCAGCAUGUCAACGUCACUGACCUAACCACAUCCUGGCGCAGUGGCCUGGCGCUCUGUGCCAUCAUCCACCGCUUCCGGCCAGAGCUGAUCAACUUUGACUCACUCAAUGAAGACGAUGCCGUGGAGAACAACCAGCUGGCAUUUGACGUGGCUGAACGCGAGUUUGGGAUCCCUCCCGUGACCACGGGCAAGGAGAUGGCGUUGGCCCAGGUGCCCGACAAGCUCAGCAUGGUCAUGUACCUCUCCAAGUUUUACGAGCUCUUCCGGGGCACCCCACUGAGGCCCAUGGAUUCUUGGCGCAAAAACUACGGAGAAAAUGCUGACCUCGGUCUGGCCAAGACCUCCAUUCCUAACAACUAUCUCAACCUCACGCUUCCGAGGAAGAGAACGCCACGAGUGGAUGGCCAAUCCGAAGAGAACGACAUGAACAAACGCAGGCGGAAAGGCUUCAACAACCUGGAGGAGCCAUCAGCAUUUUCCAGCCGGAACCUGGGCUCCAGUCAGGAGAGUGGCAGCAGUAAAGAAGGAGGCAAUCAGAACAAAGUCAAGUCCAUGGCGAAUCAGCUGCGGGCCAAGUUUGAGGAAAGCACUCGGAACCCCUCCCUUCUGAAGCAGGAACGCUGUGUCUCGGGGUUAGGUAAGACCACCCUGUGCUCUUCCUCUGAUUCUCCUGCUAGCUCUCGCUGCCCCAAGCCGGAUGAGCCCACACCCAGCCCAUCACCUCCUCUGAAAAGGCAGUUCCCCUCCACGGUUGUGCCAGGGCAUGUGCUCCGAGAGCUGAAGCAAGUGUCCGCUGGCGGCGAGUGCCCAAGCAGGCCCUGGAGAGCCAGGGCCAAGUCUGACCUGCAACUGGGUGGGCCCAAAACCUCCGAUGGCCUGCCUCCUACUUGCCAGGGGGCAUUGGCCCUUUCCGGGGUGCUGCGACGGCUACAGCAGGUGGAAGAAAAGAUUAUCCAGAAAAGGGCCCAGAACUUGGCCAACAGAGAGUUUCACAAAAAGAACAUUAAGGAGAAGGCGGCCCACCUGGCCUCCAUGUUUGGACACGUUGAUUUCCAGCAGAAUAAGCUGCUCGCUAAAGACCUAUCUCACCACACUCCUCCUCCGUCUCUUCCCUCUUGUCUUCCGUCUCCUGACUCAGCUGCUCCUCCCUCUUCACCGGCUGUCAACACUGCCUCCUCUUCCAGAAAGCUCACAGUAGGGAGAGUGUCCAGCGGAAUAGGGGCUGCAGCUGAAGUCCUGGUCAAUCUGUACUUGAACGAUCACAGACCCAAGGCCCAGGCCAGCUCUCCAGACCUGGAAUCCAUGCGGAAGGCGUUUCCCCUGAACGUGGGUGGCAGUGACACCUGUUACUUCUGCGAGAAACGUGUAUACGUGAUGGAGCGGCUGAGCGCUGAGGGCCACUUCUUCCACCGCGAGUGUUUCCGCUGCAGCGUCUGUGAUACCACCUUGCGCCUGGCUGCCUAUGCCUUUGACUGUGAUGAAGGCAAGUUUUACUGUAAGCCUCACUUCAUUCACUGUAAGACGAACAGCAAGCAACGCAAGAGACGAGCACAGUUGGAGCAGAAGAGAGAGGAGGAGAGCACAUGGCAAGAACAGGACACCCCUCGGCGAGACGCGCCAACGGAGAGCUCUUGUGCAGCGGCUGCCAUCAGCACCCCGGAAGGCAGCCCCCCAGGUACCUCCACCUCCUUCUUUAGGAAGGUGCUGGGCUGGCCGGGGGCCCUGCUCAACAUCCCCCGGGGCCUGCUUAACUGGAUUCGGGGACUUCUGCGCGCCAUGGGCCUCCAUAUCAGGGACAAUGCUCACAACUACUGCUACACAUACGAGCUCCUGAGCCUGGGGCUUCCGCUCCUCUGGGUCUUCUCUGAGGUCCUGGCCGCCAUGUACAGGGAAUCCGAGGAGUCCCUGGAGAACUUCUGCAGCUGGGUGCUCAGUUGCAUCUCAGUCAAGCUGCCCUGAGCCGCCCAGCCACCCAGAGCGCCCCACAGCGUGUGUGACGCUUGCGGGGAAAGCCCAGCGUCUGCUCUCCUUUCCCCAUUGUCUUCAAAGCCAAAGAGGCUCACACUGGCUGCCUUCACCAGCUCUGUCAGGGUGAACAUCCACUUGGUGCCGGGCUAGGGUCAACAUGAAGGAUGUGUUUUUUUGGUUUUUUUUUUGUACAAUCUUUUUUUAUACCAAAGUGAGCCAUAUUUCUGGGUUUACAUUUCAAUUUUUAACUUUUGAUAAGCCAGGAGAGGAUUUUUUUUUUCUUCUUUUUCUAUGUGUGUCGAUUUUGCUAGGCAUGGUUUUCAAGUUCAUUACUGGUCUUACAUACAGCUUCAGUGAGGCAGUGGCUUUGAAGUGGCCACUGCCUGCGAAGCUUGUGAUCUGGGAUUCGGUAGACAGUCAUGUACCACCUCCUGACCAGUGCCUUUCCACCCAUGUCCCUGGGUACCACCUGGCCAUAGCAGCCAAUUGUUUGCAACAGGAAAGCAUUUCUAUGUUGUAAGAAAAGACUAUGAGGCCAGAAGAGAAUUAAACCUACUAAAGCACAUAGCAGUCAGAGCUGACUGUUACUUGUUCUCCCUUCGUUUUGAAAUCCAGUAAUCGCUUAGAGGCCCCUCCCCCCAGUCCUACCUUGCCACCAAGCGAAAUUGCAGCUGAACCCCUAAGGUUGGACCACACUGCCUCAAGCACACAUGUCCCUGCCCACUUGGCCCCUAGGGCCUUCUGACCAUGCUGAGCUCCACCAGUGCUGCAGACCAGCCCUGUAAAGCUGGGGCAGUUUAACUCUCUGGCUCCCUGCCUGUUCCCCUAGCUCAGCUGUAGGCUCAACCAAGUCCAUCCAAGGUCCCUAAUGACCAGCCGGAAUGGAAUGGAAGACACUGUCCUUUGAGCUUGAGCGUGUUAGCACCUCCAUGGUGCAGGGGCAGCGGGCUCAUGGCUCGCAGGUGCAGUCCACUUGGCUGACAUGCGUGCUUGGCUAAAACAGUUAGGAAACAGUUUCCCACCACCCCCAGAAAAGGAAUGUGCCUGACCUCCAGAGAGAGGCUCAGCUGUGGGUGGCUGGGCAUGUAAACUGCUUAUUGGAUGACUCAAACACUGUACACCCUGAUGAGGCCAAGCCUGAGCACUGGGUCCGCCUGUAUUAUUUCUUGUGGGUAUCCACAGGGUCUCUCAGAGCACCCCACUGCACUCUGCCAAGGGGUGCAGGGUCCAGGGAGCCAUUGAGAGGCUAAGCCGAGAAGGCCUGCUUUGGGGCUCAGCCUGUCCAGAGUUGCUGGACCUUAGAUAGCACCAGACAGUUGUUAUCAUUAGAGAUUCCUCCAGAUUAACAGAGCGAGACAGCCUGGCACGGGUUAGGAGCCAGAGAGCCUGAGCGCUCUGAGAUGACAAGCUGCUGUAUGAUGGGAAGAAAGGGUGGGGAAGGCUGUGUUUCCGUAAACAUGUCCCUCAAAUCCUUGGAAAAGCAGACCCCUGGCCUUGGCCAAGUCUGUGAGAACCGGGGCCUCUAUUCAUGUUCAGUCUAAGUCCAGCAACUCGCAUUGUGCUGUCCUCAAUCUUUGCUACGGUUUUAAUGUUCAACCUGAUCAUGAAGGUGGGGCCUGAUGCCUUUGUUUGAUGAGAGAAAAGUAAAUUCUUGGGGGCAUGAUUGGAACAGUCAUGAAUUUUUGACUAUCAUCAACUCAGGGUGAGCUGAGGUGCUUUCUGGAAUGUUCCACGCAGCCUGAGUGGAAUCUCUUAGCAUGUAUUUAAGGCCCUGAGGAGGACUGGUUUGCAUUACUCUGGCAGACAGGGUGUGCCUGCCGCAAGAUUCAGAUGUCUGUAAAAUGUUCUGAAACCUGGAACCAUCCCGGUGUGCAGCACCAGACAUGUGAGUGGCUCCUCAGGAAAGAAGGCCCAAUCUCCACCUUGUAUUGGAGCGUCCACAUGAGACCCUAGAAUAAGAUGGGGAUGCAGGGGCAUUCUGGGGGCAUUUCUAGCUCCUGGUGGGGGACAGCAGAAGGUUGGCGACAUGCCAGCCAUGUGCCAAUCAUAGCUGGGUCGCUGCGGGAAAUGUUGUUCUCUCUUGAGCAAGCAAUGACUUCUCUUUUGUAACAAUUGCCUUAUUUCCACUCCCACUGCCUUCUCGGAUGGCCGCCUGUUUUCCUUCCCCAGCCCCACCCCGCCGCCACCGUCCCACCCUUGCACUAAAAAUCUCUUUUCUGUCUUUCUCUCCUUCCAACCUGACACUGUGGCCAUCAGUUCAUUUCACCCUUCCAGUUCUACACCCACUUCUUGGCUGACACAGUUCUGCUCGGAGGUGACUGAUUUUCUUGCCAAUCUUCAGAGAGUGGCACUAACCCCUGCCCUGCUUCCUGCAACUGUUCUGCCCUGCCGCCGCCGCCACCACCAGUGGUAUGGGGUUGUGCUGACUGUGAGCGUCUUGCAUACUAAUGGACUCUUUCAGUGGCAUGGUUGGUUAGCAGCAUGGGGUGAUGUCCAGCCCAAAAGGCCCUGUUCUGGUCCCACUGCCCUGCAGCCAGCAGCUCGGUCCUCACCAAGUGCAUGUCCUGCCUCUCCUUGGCUCCCUAGGCCGGCCUCCGUGCAUGCUUUCCCCACUUGUGCUUGCAAAGCCUUGUGCCUUCUUGGGAGGGUUGACCCUGACUGGGAGACAGAACCAUAUGGAAGGGCUGUAUCACCUCAGAAAAGGUGUUGAGUAGCUCGUACAGACCUGCCUCAUCUCCAAUUGGCUCUAAAGUAAGAAUUGCUCAUGGCCUUGGUUGAAGCCUAUGUAAUUCCUCUAGCAGAGGUUACACACCUCAUCACAAGCUUGUGCCUUACUCUGGGUUCUGAGCAUGUGAUCAAGAUGAUUCUUGCAAGUCCUUUCUGGCGGCCUGCCCUCUAGAUCCCAGGCCUCUGCUGUGACUCUCCCUACCUGCCUUGGUUUCUAAUGCCCCCUAAUGAGGCAAGCGUUGCAUGCAGAGCAGUCCUGGGCCCAGGCUGGCUUUGGAAGAUGAGCUGUUAGUUGUAAUGCCCCUGUGGCUCUGUUCAAGGCCUCUUCUCUUGCCGACUCCUUUACCUGGAGCAUCAAAGGCUUCCCAGAGAAGCAACACACCAAGUCAUGAUGGAGCUUUCAUAGGUCAGGCCCUGUGGUAUCUGUCUUGCAUGUGCCCAGAGCUGCUGCAGCCUCCUGGCCUGUCUGCUCAGUGUUGCCUGCUGCGUCCUCGCCAUGUGUGUGCAGAGCCUGGCCAGUACCAAGUCGAUGCUCUUGUGUUAUCUUCUCUUUCAGAGUCUUCCUCCCUUUCUAGAAUGUCAACCAAAGAGUGCCCUCCACCCAUCCCCCCUCCCCUACCCCAUCUCUCCUUAGCUAGCCGCCCCAUCUCAUCACAAGGCAUGUUUGUGACAUUGGGUAAUCAUUUGCAGUGCCACACAAAAACCCUGUAUUUUGCACACGGCAAACAAUGUUUAGCUUUAUUUAUGGUAUUUGAUGCUGUAAAUGAAAAUAAAUAUGGUUCUUUAUAAA
Ochotona curzoniae (black-lipped pika) is the source of this 7295-nucleotide messenger RNA. RefSeq names its product microtubule associated monooxygenase, calponin and LIM domain containing 2 (gene MICAL2). The record is from RefSeq and is a predicted model, not a curated record. NCBI's taxonomy places the organism in Eukaryota, Metazoa, Chordata, Mammalia, Lagomorpha, Ochotonidae. The transcript is spliced from 24 exons. Gene Ontology annotation, molecular function: FAD binding; protein binding. Bases 212 to 3769 code for a protein of 1185 amino acids.